AUGAAGUCCUUCAUUGCUGCUUUCGGCCUCGUCGGCUUGGCCGUUGCUGGUCCUUGCAACAACAACUGCGGUCGUCAAGUCAUCGGCACGGCGAGGAAGUCGCCCUCUCUUGAGGACCGCCAGGCUUUGUGCAGGGCUUUCCUGACGUCCACCACGACGGUUACUCCAGCGACGGCCACUGUCACGGCUGCCGUUGUCUACAACCGUAACGUCCAUGGCGCUCGCGCCGAGCCUCCUACUUUAACCGGCGAGAAGCCCGCCUACGCCAGCAGCUGCCCCGACCUCACCUCCUACUGGAAUGCUUGCCAGUGCUUUGAUGGUUACGUUCCGACUACCGUCACUGUGACCGCCGCAACCCCGACCGAAACUGUGGCCGGUCCGAUUUGCACCCAGGGUCUCGAGUACGCCGUUUACACCCCAGAGUACGACGACCCUCUCAUCGAGAGACUGCGCGUUGAAGAGGAGACCAUCUACACACCGGUGAUCGCCAACCUCAUCCAGGGUGUCGUCCCCGACUUCACCGGCGUCUCGCCUAAGAUCGGCCCCGUCUACGGCGACUGGCAGCUGCCCCUCGUGGCGCCAGCCUACGGCCCCGACGUCGUGGGCGGCCCCGAGACCCAGCUCUCCCACACCAUCAUCGAUCACCGCGGCUACAUCAACCCCGCCACGACGGGCGACUACACCAUCGUGAUCCCAUACAUCGACAACUCCGUCUUUGUCUGGGUCGGCGCCAACGCCAUCUCGGGCUUCACCUACGACACCGCUGUCCUCACGCGCCAGGAGGAGGAGCGCGUCUACCGCGCCUACAAGCUCACCGUCACCGACACGUCGGCGCCCGUCCCUUUCCGCCUGCUGUGGAUCAACUAUGGCGGGCCCGGCAGCCUCCUGUCGUACAUCUAUGACCCUGCCGGGAACGAGAUCGCGGGCCCCAACGCCGAGAAGAAUUCACAGGUCAUUUCCAGCUGUUCCGGCGCUGGCGCCGUUUAUGGGGCGCCUGGCCUGCUUGGGAGAGGUUGCUGGCCUUGA
This is a messenger RNA of Verticillium alfalfae VaMs.102, 1026 nucleotides long. RefSeq lists its product with no specific name. The record is from RefSeq and is a predicted model, not a curated record. Lineage: Eukaryota; Fungi; Ascomycota; Sordariomycetes; Glomerellales; Plectosphaerellaceae. The transcript is spliced from 3 exons. The coding region runs from base 1 to 1026 and encodes 341 amino acids.